AUGGAUCCCACAAGAAUAUUGCAGGAGGCUCAACGCACCUUUACCAAUGAUGUUGAGAUCGACGGGUUAGAGACACAAACUGUUGUUUCUACUCUAAAUCAAGAAACGAUUGCUCAAUCUUCUAGCGAAAAUCUGUCAAAACUGUCCCAAGUGAUUAAAGACCAAAUUAAGGUGGGAAAAAAAGGUUGGGAUGCUGCUACUUUACAAGAGUCUUUCACACAGCAUGCUUUGAAACGAAAAGGAACUAAAUCAGUCUUGGUUGGUUUGUUGCCCUUAUCAUUUGAAAUUCCCGAAGAAUUUCUUAUACCGGAUAUGGAUGAGAUUAAUAUGGUUGACAUGUCUAUAACAGGUGAUAUUGCCGACGUUGGAUGCACAUGCAACGCCACAUCAUAA
This is a messenger RNA of Dovyalis caffra, 393 nucleotides long. The record is from the annotation of a GenBank genome assembly. Lineage: Eukaryota; Viridiplantae; Streptophyta; Magnoliopsida; Malpighiales; Salicaceae.